Corythoichthys intestinalis (scribbled pipefish) is the source of this 1488-nucleotide messenger RNA. RefSeq names its product heterogeneous nuclear ribonucleoprotein A/Ba (gene hnrnpaba). The transcript has 10 exons. The record is from RefSeq and is a predicted model, not a curated record. Gene Ontology annotation, molecular function: RNA binding. Gene Ontology annotation, biological process: regulation of gene expression. NCBI's taxonomy places the organism in Eukaryota, Metazoa, Chordata, Actinopteri, Syngnathiformes, Syngnathidae. Gene Ontology annotation, cellular component: nucleoplasm; chromatin. The coding region runs from base 157 to 1143 and encodes 328 amino acids.
UGAGAUUAAUGAAUGGAAGAAAAACCAACCACGAGUCGUCGUCGUGCGGGAGAAACCAUCUUAAAGAGAGCUCUCCGGCUUCGUCAGUUGCAAGCGGGUCUGCGUGGUUUUCUUUAAAUAUUUCCCUUUCCCUGAAUUUACUAGUGUUAUUAAAACAUGACUGAAAUCGAGCAACAAUACAUGGAGACCUCGGAAAACGGCCACGAAGUCGAUGACUUUAAUGGAGGCGGCCAGGCCGGGGAAAACGCCUGCGGUGAAGCAGGGCCCGACGACAAUUCGCGAAACGGCGGCACGGAAGGGGGCCAAAUAGACGCAAGCAAAGGCGAAGAAGAUGCAGGGAAAAUGUUUGUCGGUGGCCUUAGCUGGGACACAACCAAGAAGGAUCUUAAAGAUUAUUUCUCCAAGUUUGGCGAAGUGUCGGACUGCACGAUCAAAAUUGACCAGCAGACGGGCCGAUCACGAGGCUUCGGUUUUAUUCUUUUCAAAGAUUCAGCCAGUGUAGACAAGGUUCUGGAACAAAAGGAACAUAGGCUCGAUGGGCGACAGAUUGACCCUAAGAAGGCUAUGGCCAUGAAGAAGGAUCCAAUCAAGAAAAUAUUUGUUGGGGGGCUUAACCCAGACACGGCGAAGCAGGUCAUCGAGGACUACUUCAAAGCAUAUGGAGAGAUUGAGACGAUCGAGCUGCCCCAAGAUCCAAAGACUGAGAAGAGGAGGGGUUUUGUAUUCAUCACCUUUCAAGAGGAGGCUCCUGUGAAGAAAAUCUUGGAGAAAAAGUUCCACAACGUUGGUGGAAGCACAUGCGAAAUCAAAAUAGCCCAACCCAAAGAGGUCUACCAGCAGCAGCAGUUUAACGCCCGCGGAUAUGGUGGCGGAGCACGUGGCGGCAGGGCCCGUGGAGGCGGGGGCCAAAACUGGAAUCAAGGCGGCGGAUACAACAACUACUGGGGGGGCCAAGGUGGUUACAACCAGAACUAUGGAGGCUACGGGCAGCAAAGCUAUGGAGGCUAUGGCGGCUACGGCGGCUAUGACUACUCAGCCGGUGGUUAUUACGGCUAUGGGGGUGGCUACGAUUACAGCCAUGGCAAUUCAAGCUAUGGGAAAACUCCAAGACGUGGCCACCCGAGUAGCUACAAGCCAUACUGAUCACACGUAGUGCAGGUCUAAAGUAAAUAAGAAAAGAGAUCCAUGGUCUGACCACAGCGAACAUGGGCUCUGGCUUUUCCUUUGGAGUUGGCAGAAAUUUGGACUCAUGCUCCAUUUGUACAGAUCAAGUGAGGAAUUGGGGAAGCAAAAUGUCACUUUUCCACUUUUAUUUUAUAUUGUUUUGUGUCCAUUUACAUUUCCAGCGAUGGAAGUGUUAUUUUUACUGUACUUUUUGGUACCUUUUUGAAUCUAAUGUAUUGUAUGGUUGUAUUUUUACAUGUCUACUAGAUUUACAAACAGGAGCAAGAGCUUUUGAAGCUCGCAAAUAAAACAAUUUAGCUUUUU